AUGGCGCUUCUGAGGCUGAGCCCCGGCGACGUCGCCGGAUUCAAAGUUUUUUUCGCGCUGCUCGUUCUGUACGGGCUGAUAUCAUACCUCGUUCACUCCGUCAUCCACAUGAAGUUCGUCACGCCCCUCGGUGCGGACGCGCCGCUGGAUCGCUUCUCAGAAGCCAGAGCGAUCCAGCACGUGCGCGUGCUGGCGGAGGAAAUCGGUGGUCGUCAGGAGGGGAGUCCAGGUCUGAGACAGGCAGCAGUAUACAUUAAAACACAUUUAGAACAGAUUAAAGAAAGAGCUGGAUCGAAUUUUAGGGUAGAGAUAGAAGAAACUGUUGUUAAUGGCUCCUUCAAUAUGAUCUUUUUAGGAAAGAGCAUCUCUCUAACUUAUAGGAAUCACACAAAUAUUCUUAUGAGGAUUUCGUCAGUUGAUUCACAAGACAGUGACCCAUCAGUGUUGUUAAAUGGACAUUUUGAUACCCCUGCUGGUUCACCAGGAGCUGGUGAUUGUGGCUCAUGCGUUGCAUCGUUGCUUGAAUUAGCGAGGCUCACUAUUGAUUCUGGUUGGAUUCCUCCUCGGCCAAUAAUAUUCUUAUUUAAUGGAGCUGAAGAAUUGUUUAUGCUGGGUUCACAUGGUUUCAUAACGACACAUAGAUGGCGUGAUACGGUUGGUGCUUUUAUUAAUGUCGAGGCAUCUGGGACAGGAGGAUUUGCAGAUUUGGUGUGCCAAUCUGGACCUGGACCUUGGCCUUCAUAUAUUUAUUCUCAGUCAGCCAUAUAUCCUAUGGCAAAUAGUGCAGCUCAGGAUGUCUUUGGGGCAAUUCCUGGUGAUACAGAUUACAGAAUGUUCGCCAAUGAUUUCGGUGACAUUCCUGGCUUGGAUAUUAUCUUUCUGCUUGGUGGUUAUUAUUACCACACCUCAUUUGAUACUGUAGAAAGACUAUUACCAGGAAGCAUGCAAGCACGCGGGGAUAAUCUAUUUAGUUUAAUGAAAGCCUUUGCUAAUUCUACUAAGUUAUUAACUGCUCGAGAACGAGAAAUCUUUGGAGCUGCUUCCAAUGGAUCCAGAGGAGAAAGACCAGUUUUCUUUGAUUACUUCGCGAAGUUGUUGGUCUUUUACUCAAGAAAGCAAGCAAUGGUGUUCCACUGUGUUCCAUUGGCUAUCUUUGGCCUUAUGCCACUUUUGUUGUGUUUGAGAACUGGUAGUCUAUUCUCUAUCAUCAGUUCUUACCACGACUUUCUUAAAGGAUUGUUGUAUCAUGCUAGUGGCAUAAUUCUCGCCAUUGUUAUUCCUGUAACUUUUGCUAUCUUGAGGUUGCUGUUCACAGGAAAAUCAAUGAACUGGUUUGCUAAUCCAUUUUUGGCCUUCCUAAUGUUUGUGCCAUGCUCAGUUGUUGGUCUGUUGGUUCCAAGAUUUUUAUGGAGACAAUUUUCUCUCUCUCAAGAUGUUUCAGCCAACAUAUUAUCAAGGGAGGAAGUGGUUGAUGAAGCAAGGUUCUGGGGAGCAUUUGGGUUCUACGCCCUCCUGACUUUGGCGUAUCUUUUAUCUGGGUUGAGUGGAGGCUUUGUGGCAUUCCUUGUUUCAGCUUUUAUGCUUCCUGCAUGGAUCUUUUUUCGUCUGUCAACCAAGUUCUUCGGUCACCAAUCUCUCAGGUCAACAGCAUGCUAUGUGAUCCCUUUAGUACCUUGCUUGAUGUACUCCAUAUACUUUGGUGGAUUUUUUGCCGCGUUCUUAAUCGAGAAAAUGGGCAUGACAGGCUCUCUUCCGCCUCCUUAUGGUUAUUUUGUCCCUGAUGUAAUAGUUGGAGCCGUCAUUGGAUUAGUAACAGGCUGGUGUGUUGGUCCUCUAAUACCUGUGGUUGGAAAAUGGUUGACAAAAUCAUCAAUUGUACGACUUUUACUGCAUGGCACUGUACUUUCUUUGGCUGUAUCAUCACAAUAUUUUCCGUACAGCAAAGAUGCACCUAAGAGAGUCAUUCUCCAGCACACAGUUCAGACCUCAGGUCCAAACCAAAUUUCGGAUGCCAGCUUUGAUUUUGCCGUAGUUGACUCCAACUCCCUGAUGUUUGUUUUCAAACAUGCGCCGGAAGCUGCAAAAGAGCUGCAUGGUAAUCGGGAAUUAAGUUUCGACACCGUUCAUCAGUCUGAUUUUGAAACGUGGAAGGGAAUUUUUCCAAUAUCUUCUCUAUUCUCGAGAAGUUUAAAGUUCCCCAAGAACACCGAGGAUAUCUUGGAGCAAUAUAAACAUUUCCCACAUUUAUCUAUUGAUAAACCCAAAGUCAUUCCUGCCGGAGGACCUCGGAGAUUCAACAUAGAAUUUUCCUUAGGUUCUUUGAAGGAGGUGUGGGUUGCAGUCCUCAACAUUACUGGUCCAUUAUCAAAUUGGUCGUUCGCGAAUAAUAUUGUCCCAGCACCCGUCAAAGUUAGCAACGGGCCACCAUCAUACAUAUGCAGGUUGAGCGGCGCAGCCCAUGAGAACUGGACUUUCUGGUUGGAGGUGGCUGGGUCGGGAUCUCUGAGAGUCGAUAUUGCUGUAGUUGACUUAUAUUUGACUGAGCCGGUGAAGUACUCGAGGGAGCCCGAUAACCCCACCAAAUCCUGCAAGGCUAGGGGAUCCGAUCUCAGGGUUCAUUUCAAGAACACCAGAGAGACUGCACAUGCUAUCCGUAAGCUACCACUUACCAAGGCCAAGAGAUACUUAGAAGAUGUGCUUGCCCACAAGCAGGCUAUCCCAUUCACUCGUUUCUGUGGAGGCGUUGGGAGAACUGCUCAGGCAAAGAACAGACAUUCUAAUGGGCAGGGUCGUUGGCCCGUUAAAUCUGCCAAGUUUAUCCUGGAUUUACUCAAGAAUGCUGAAAGCAAUGCUGAGGUGAAAGGUUUGGAUGUGGAUGCACUCUAUAUUUCUCAUAUUCAGGUUAACCAGGCUCAGAAGCAAAGGCGCCGCACGUAUCGUGCUCAUGGACGAAUUAACCCUUACAUGUCCUCCCCCUGCCACAUUGAGUUGAUACUUUCGGAAAAGGAAGAGCCUGUCAAGAAAGAGCCUGAAUCUCAGUUGGCAGCAAGCAACAAACCUAGGAAGGCUUGA
This is a messenger RNA of Striga hermonthica, 3072 nucleotides long. NCBI's taxonomy places the organism in Eukaryota, Viridiplantae, Streptophyta, Magnoliopsida, Lamiales, Orobanchaceae. The record is from the annotation of a GenBank genome assembly.